Messenger RNA from Sciurus carolinensis (gray squirrel), 3526 nucleotides. RefSeq names its product solute carrier family 29 member 2 (gene Slc29a2). The record is from RefSeq and is a predicted model, not a curated record. The coding region runs from base 913 to 2319 and encodes 468 amino acids. Gene Ontology annotation, cellular component: plasma membrane; basolateral plasma membrane. Gene Ontology annotation, molecular function: nucleoside transmembrane transporter activity. The transcript has 12 exons. Lineage: Eukaryota; Metazoa; Chordata; Mammalia; Rodentia; Sciuridae. Gene Ontology annotation, biological process: thymine transport; adenine transport; guanine transport.
CCCAGCCGCUGCUUAGCCUCUCAGGGCCCCCGACGCGGCUCCGCCUCACCUCCGCCGGGAAGCCCGCCCGGCGCCCCAGCUGGACCCGCGCCUCCGCGUUCGCCCCAAAGCCGGGCGCUUCCCCAGGCACCCGCUGGAGGAGAAGGCCAGUCUGUCCGACUGUCUUCCAGAUCCGUCUGGGGGCUCCACCAGCAUGGGCAUCCGGCCCGCUCCUCGGCCUCCGGGGGCACCCAGCUCCGCGCAGCCUGUAGGACCGCCUGCGACAGGCGGUGGCUCCUGCUUUCCCGCGCACUGGCCCUGCUCAAGUUACGCCCUGGGAGGGGGCUCUGCAGAGGUGCCCUGUGUGCGCCGCAACGUUUGGGGGCGCAAGCGCGGCUCUGGCGGCACCCCGCAGCGGGCGAGGAGAGAAAAGGCCGGGGCAAGGGGCCCGCGGAGCUCUCCGCGGGGGAGGGGGCGGGGCGCUCCUCUCCCUCCCUCCCCCGCCGCAGCGCUCCUGGACCGACGCCCGCGGGCAGGGCCGGCGACUGCGGAGAGGUGCGGCGCCGAGACCCCACGGGUCAGCCGCCCCAAGUCGCACGCGCGUUGUAGGCUGGCGGGUCCGGAGACCCUCAGGUAGGGCGCGGUCUGACGCCCCAGAAGAGCCAGUGGGUUGGGCACCGGGACUGUGGUGAGACCCUCUGUCCCCGCCCCGGGGGCGGAGCCAAGGUCCAAGCCUGCGGAGCUUGAGACCCGCACAAAUCCUCCGGGGGCUCCCACCCCGCCUCCCGCCGCCCGCUCCCGGAUUCGCGGAGAUCCAACCCCCCACACACACCCAAGUCCCAGCGGCCUCGAGUCCCGGGCCUCCGGCCGCGCGUAGGAGCUGGUGGAGCCUCCCUCUGCGCUCCCAUCCCGGUGCAUCCCGUUGCCCAGGCCAUGGCGCGAGGAGACGCCCCGCAGGACAGCUACCACCUGGUCGGGAUCAGCUUCUUCAUCUUGGGGCUGGGCACCCUCCUUCCCUGGAACUUCUUCAUCACCGCCAUCCCGUACUUUCAGGGGCGGUUGGCAGUGGUCAACAGCACAGCUGGGACCCUGAGCACCAACCACACAGGCCCCACAGACACCUUCAACUUCAACAACUGGGUGACACUGUUGUCCCAGCUGCCCCUGCUGCUCUUCACCCUCCUCAACUCCUUCCUGUACCAGUGCAUCCCUGAGACGGUGCGCAUUCUGGGCAGCCUGCUGGGCAUCCUGCUGCUCUUUGCCCUGACAGCAGCACUGGUGAAGGUGGACAUGAACCCUGGGCCCUUCUUCUCCAUCACCAUGGCCUCCGUCUGGUUCAUCAACUCUUUCUGUGCAGUUCUGCAGGGCAGCCUCUUUGGGCAGCUGGGCACCAUGCCGUCCACCUACAGCACCCUCUUCCUCAGUGGCCAGGGCCUGGCUGGGAUCUUCGCUGCCCUCGCCAUGCUCAUGUCCAUGGCCAGUGGUGUGGAUGCCCAGACCUCUGCUCUGGGAUACUUUGUCACGCCCUGUGUGGGUAUUCUCAUGUCCGUCGUGUGCUACCUGAGCCUACCGCACCUGGAGUUUGCCCGCUACUACCUGGCCAAGAAGCCCUCCCGGUCCCCAGUGCAUGAGCUGGAGACCAAAGCUGAGCUCCUCCAGUCUGAUGAGAAGAAUGGGAUUCCCAACAGCCCCCAGACAGCAACCCUGACUCUAGAUCUUGACCCUGAGAAGGAGCCGGAGCUGGAGCCAGAGCUAGAUGAGCCACAGAAGCCAGAAAAACCUUCAGUCUUCAUUGUCUUCCAGAAGAUCUGGCUGACGGCGCUGUGCCUUGUGUUGGUCUUCACAGUCACCCUCUCGGUCUUCCCUGCCAUCACAGCCAUGGUGACCAGCUCCACCAGUCCUGGGAAAUGGAGUCAGUUCUUCAACCCUAUCUGCUGCUUCCUGCUCUUCAACAUCAUGGACUGGCUGGGACGGAGUCUGACCUCGUACUUCCUGUGGGGACCCCACUCACCCGAGCCUGCGCCACAGCCAGAUGAGGACAGCCGGCUGCUGCCCCUGCUGGUGUGCCUGCGCUUCCUGUUUGUGCCACUCUUCAUGCUGUGCCACGUGCCCGAGCGGGCCCGGCUGCCCAUCCUCUUCCCUCAGGACGCCUACUUCAUCACUUUCAUGCUGCUCUUCGCCGUUUCCAAUGGCUACCUGGUGUCCCUCACCAUGUGCCUGGCGCCCAGGCAGGUGUUGCCACAUGAGAGGGAGGUGGCUGGCGCGCUCAUGACCUUCUUCCUGGCCCUGGGACUCUCCUGCGGAGCCUCUCUCUCCUUCCUCUUCAAGGCCCUGCUCUGAAGGGCCCGUCAGGACUCCUGGCAGCCUCUUCUCAGCACGUUCCCUGGAGCUGAGACCCAGCCUGGAAGGGAUGACCAGCUGGGCUCAGGCCUGUUGGGCAGGCCUUUGGCAGCAGGUGCCAGGAGGCAGCAGAAGCCACUCUUCAUCCCUGGCCACUGGCUACAUGGGGUUCUGCAAAACAGAAUCCACCUCUGAUCAUUCCACACCUCACAGAGAAUGGACUUCAUCUAGACACAGAAGACCGCAUGGAAGGGUGGCAAUCGGGAAAAGAGGGUGCAGGACCAGGGCCCUCCCCCACCAUCAAGACUGCGUCUGUUAAUCAAGAACUCCACCUGCUGACCCUGACCCAGGAGCGGAGCUGCCAGCAGGCCUGGCUGAAGGUGUGGCUGAUGCCACCUAGCCCUCCAGUCAAAGCAGGAGGUGGGGCUCCCAGGGCAGGGGCUCUUCCUUGUCCUGGGCCCCAGCCACCCAAUGUCCUUCUCCCACCCAGGACAAAGGGUGCCAGGGAAGUUGAGAAGUUGAGGGGAGCAUGAAGGAAGAGGUGUUAAGGAUCUGAGGCUACUCCAAGGACUCGGCUCUGAGCCUUGGUGUUUUUGUUUGUUUUGCUUUAUUUUGUUCUGUACUGGGGAUUGAACUCAGGGACAUCACUGAGCUACAUUCCCAGCCCUUUUUAUUUUUUAUUUUGAGACAGGAUCUUGUUAAGUUGCUGAGGCUGGCCUCUAACUUGCGGUCCUCCUUCAUCAGCCUCCCAAGUCUCUGGGAUUACAGGUUUGCACUGCCCAGUUAAUACAGUAUUUUUCUUGGCCAACAUUUACUGUUCCUACUUCCCAGAACCCAUUUGGCCCUGGCUUCCAGAAAAGCAGUUAGCCUGCUUGCAUACAGUGGACUUUCCAUUUGUGAAGAGUCUUCCACACCCACUCCUUCACUGAGCCUCACUGAGGCCCUGGGAAGGAACUGGACAGGGAUUAUGUCUUCCUGACUGAACAGGUGAGGAAACCAAGUCCAAAGGGGAAGGGACUGGUUCAUGAUAGCGCUGGAACACAGUCCCCAUCUCCACCCUCCCUGAAGGUGCUGUCCCUCCUGCCCACCACCUGCUUCUUUUCCUGAAGGGACUUGGGACAGGAGCCCUAAGCACAUUCUCCACCUUUCGCCCUGUUUCUCCCUCGGACCCUGCUCCUGGGUCUAAUUACAGCCCUGUUCAUUUGUA